Molecule: messenger RNA, 1691 nt
Organism: Camellia sinensis
Lineage: Eukaryota; Viridiplantae; Streptophyta; Magnoliopsida; Ericales; Theaceae
Gene: HEME1
Product: Uroporphyrinogen decarboxylase
Biological process (GO): porphyrin-containing compound biosynthetic process
Molecular function (GO): uroporphyrinogen decarboxylase activity
Source: RefSeq, a predicted model, not a curated record
GAGAGAGAGAGAGAGAUAAGGAGAGAGAAAACUGCAAGGAAUCAAACGGUAAACCCCUCUGUCUCUCCUUCCUUCGACGCCUGAACGCCUCUCUCUCUCUCUCUCUCUCUCUCUCCUCUCCAUUUCAAAAUCCUGAUUCGCCAUAUGAGUUUCUCUUCUUCGAGCAGUGUCAGUUGCACUCUCAGCUGGAAAUCUUCGAGCUUGUUCCUGCAAUUAGGGUUUCUUUCUGGUCGCCGAAAUGGAGUUUCGGCUUCUCCUCCCCGAAAAUUCCCUUCUCACAACUUACCUCGGGCUUCUUCUUCUUCACCCCCUUCUGAUCUGCUUUUGGUCAAAGCUGCAAGAGGAGAUCCUGUAAGCCGCCCUCCAGCAUGGAUGAUGCGUCAGGCAGGAAGGUAUAUGGCCGUUUACAGAAAGCUUGCAGAGAAAUAUCCAUCCUUCAGAGAGAGGUCAGAGACAACUGAUCUCAUUGUGGAAAUUUCUUUGCAGCCCUGGGAAGCUUUCCAUCCUGAUGGGGUUAUUAUUUUCUCUGACAUACUUACCCCUCUACCUGCAUUUGGUGUCCCAUUUGACAUAGAAGAGGUGAGGGGUCCAGUUAUUCAGACCCCACUUCGUUCUGAGGAGGGCUUGAAAGCAUUGCAUCCAAUCGACUUGGAGAAACUUCAUUUCGUGGGAGAAUCUCUCAGGAUUUUGCGCCAGGAGGUUCGGGGGCAAGCUGCAAUUCUCGGUUUUGUGGGAGCACCCUGGACAAUCGCUACAUAUGUUGUAGAAGGGGGUACAACUCGCACAUAUACCACCAUAAAAAGCAUGUGCCAUACAGCACCUCAUGUAUUGAGGGCUCUUCUUUCUCAUUUAACAAGGGCAAUAUCAGACUACAUUGUUUUCCAAGUAAAGUCUGGUGCUGAUUGUAUUCAAAUAUUUGAUUCAUGGGGAGGGCAACUGCCACCAAAUAUGUGGGAGCAGUGGUCAAAGCCUUAUAUUGAAGAGAUUGUGAGUCUAGUAAGGACACAGUGUCCUGGAACUCCACUUGUUCUCUACAUUAAUGGGAAUGGUGGCUUUCUUGAGCGGAUGAAAGGAACUGGGGUUGAUGUGAUUGGGCUGGAUUGGACAGUGGAUAUGGCAGAUGGAAGGAAACGUUUGGGAAGUGGAAUUAGCAUACAAGGAAAUGUGGACCCUGCUUCUUUAUUUUCUCCUCUUCCUGCUUUGACUGAUGAAAUUAAAAGGGUUGUGAAGUGUGCUGGCCCAAGGGGUCACAUUCUCAAUCUGGGCCACGGUGUUCUUGUUGGGACACCUGAGGAAGCAGUCGCUCAUUUCUUUGAUGUUGCAAGAAGCUUGAAGUUUGACACACUUUCUGAAGAUCAUUUGAUGGAGGAACCUAAAUUGGUGGUUUGACGGCUAAAUUUUUUUCUUUUGAGUACUAGUCAAUUGUUUUGUUGUAGAAAUUAGCUGUUUUUUUUUUUCUUCCUUUUUUUCACUUUUACCUGAUACCAGCAGCAUGACUACUCUUGCUUUAGCUUGCAAAUUGUUGAGGGUUUAAUUAAAGCUACAAGGUUUUGCACAUGCUUGUUGGUGAGCUAACUUCUUGUUCUUGUUCUUCUUCUUCUUCUAUUUCCCUGUUGUAUCUGUAAUUAAAGAUGUAUAAAAUGAAUGAUAAAUUUACGCCUCUUGUUAAUUGACUAUGUUCCUUCUUGAAA